AUGGAAGUUGAUGCUCUAGUCCAAGCAAUUGACUUGCUUCAAGAUCAAGGAAUCAAUGCUAGCGAUAUCACCAAAUUGAAAAGUGCAGGAGUUUGUUCAAUUGCAGUAUGUGUAUAGAUUUUUUUUUUGGGUCAGUUUUUGCAACAAAAAUUUGAUAAUGUUACUAACAGCAGGCGUUUUUUUUUUUGGUCAACAGUCAGUGUUGGCAACCACGAGAAGGAACCUUGCAAAGAUCAAGGGACUCAGCGAAGUAAAAGUUGAAAAGAUCAAAGAGGCCGCUGGUAAAAUCAAGGUAUGUCUUUUUUUUUUUUUUUCAAUUUUGCAGAAGGUCCGCCAGAAUACUAAACUAUGAAAGACAAUCGGGUUUAUCCCAGCUACAAUCCUCGCGGAGCAAAGACAAAAGGUGUUUUCCAUCACCACUGGGUCUAAGCAGUUUGACGAGAUCCUAGGUGGAGGAAUCACCUCGAUGAGCAUCACUGAGGUGUUUGGUGAGUUCAGGUGUGGUAAAACUCAACUAUGCCACACUUUAUGUGUAGCUGCGCAACUCCCCAAGACUGCCGGUGGUGGUGAAGGGCGAGUGGCGUUCAUUGAUACCGAGGGAACGUUUCGACCAGAGAGGAUCACCGCGAUUGCUGAGCGAUUUGGAGUUGAGCCCGCGGCGUGUCUUGAGAACAUUUCAUACGCGAGAGCAUUGAAUAGUGAACACCAGGUCGAGUUAGUGGAGCAAUUGGGUAAUGAAUUGGCCCUGGGAACCUACAGUUUGCUCGUCGUGGACUCGAUCUUGGCUUGCUUUAGAGUCGAUUACUCAGGUAGAGGCGAGUUGAACGAAAGACAGCAGAAACUAAACCAACACUUGACGCAUUUGACUCGUAUUGCUGAAGAUUACAAUGUUGCUGUCUUUUUAACAAACCAAGUCCAAAGCGAUCCAGGCGCGAGCAGUUUAUUUGCUGCUGCCGAUGGCAGGAAACCCGUUGGCGGUCAUGUGUUGGCCCACGCCUCAGCAACCAGAAUCUUGUUGAGAAAAGGCCGCGGUGAAGAAAGAGUUGGCAAAUUGCAAGAUAGCCCCAAUAUGCCUGAAAAAGAAUGUGUCUACGUGAUAAGCGAAGGUGGAAUCAAAGAUAGUGAGUAA
Messenger RNA from Lodderomyces beijingensis, 1129 nucleotides. Lineage: Eukaryota; Fungi; Ascomycota; Pichiomycetes; Serinales; Debaryomycetaceae. The record is from the annotation of a GenBank genome assembly.